AUGGACUCUUAUAAUGAAGCUGAAGAGCUUGCUUCCACCAUUCUCGCCUCUUCAUCUCCUCCCAAGAUCUCUGCCGCUUGCACUGCAGUCGAAGCAUUUCUCUGUAAGCACAAGGCAGACCAGAGCCGUUCCUUCUUCUCGAUCGCGUUUCCUUCUCUAAUUAGUAAAAUUUUUGGAUUCAAUGAAUUUUCAUCGCAGAAAUCGUCCAUAUCUAGUGGAUGGAUUGAUCAGAUUCAGGCUUCCAAUGAUUCUGAGCUUGCAGGUAGGGUCUUCAACCUGCUUUCCCCGUCUGGUGUUUUGAUUUCAUCGAUUUUUGCUGUAGAUCGGCAUUCUCUGGUGAAAUAUGUGUUUCCGGUUGAGAGAUUGCCGGAAUGGACGAGGUUUAUGCUUCAGAAUGAGAGAGAUUGUCGUGUCUUAUCGAAUUUAUGCCUGUUGUUCAAAGGGAGGAUUAAAGCGGAUACGAUUAAGGGUUCUUUCUAUGUUCAGUUGAAUGUAUUUGAAUACUACAUGUUCUGGUUUGCUUAUUAUCCUGUGUGCAUGGGCAGUAGUGAAAGUUCUGACGCUGUGGUAAUUAAAAAAAACAGUUGGUUUUGGUUAGAGAACUGGACCUCUUCGUUUCCAGUUUUAUGGUCUGCCACCCGCGGGUUAGGGCAGAAGAAAGAGUGUAGCUUGUACGUUCGACUUCUCUAUGCUUACCUAAAGGUGUUUGUCUCGGAUCAUAGUUCAAAUGCUCCUCAGCCUUACCGUGGUUCUCUUCUUCAUUAUUCAUUAGGAUACGAUGGCUCCGCUCUCAUGCAUGCAGAGUUCCUGAUUAAUACGUUGAUACAUUUUUGGUUGGUUGAUAGUGAUUUUUCACCAUUGCCUGUGAACGUAUGCCGAUCAUUUGGUGUGUCUUUCCAUUUUCGAGCAAUUUUGGACGAGAUUCCACCAAGUUCUGGGCUGGGAGAAGUUGUGAAAUUGUUUGUGAAGUCUCUGAUGAGAAGCUUGGUUGCUUCUACGGAAUGGUUUGAUCCGGUUGAAUCUACUGGAAGUCCCCGAUGGAAUGUUUCAGGCUCCAUUGAUGUUUUAAAGUCUAGGGCCGCGCUGUCACUAUUUUCUUAUGGGGGUUCCAUUGGUUAUUGGGCCACUUCGGUUCAAAGGCCAUUGUACAGGUUCAUAUUGAGAACAUUUUUGUUAUGCCCAAUGGAGACUUCCAUGAAGAAUGCAUCCGAGGUAUUCUCACUCUGGAUCACUUACAUAGAACCGUGGAAGAUUAAAUUGGAAGAAUUUUUGGAGCUUGAUGCACUUGUAGAGCAAUCCACUGAAAACUCAAGAAAUGAGAAUUCUCACUUCCCAUAUAUAAGGGAUGCUCUCAAGGAUGGGCGUCAAUUUGCAAGUGGAUAUACAUCUCCCUGGCAAGGUUUUGUGUUGUCCAAUUACCUGUUCUAUAGUUCUUUGGUUAUGCAUUUUCUUGGAUUUGCCCACAAGUUUCUUCACACGGAUCCAGAAACAAUUAUUCAGAUGGCGUUGAAGGUACUAAAUGUUUUAACAUUAAGAGAGCUGAUAGAUGUAUUAAAGAGAGUAGAUGCCGCAUUUCAUUCAAAACCAAAUGUAUCUUUCACAUCAAUUGUUGACAGUUUACAGAAAUAUGUUCCAUCUAUUCAGGAGCAGUUGCAGGAUUGGGAGGAUGGCUUAUUUGAGAGUGACGCUGAUGGAUCCUUCUACCAUGAAAACUGGAACCAAAAUUUAUGGCUCUUCGGUGAUGGCGAAGAUGGUGGACAUCAGUUGCUUCAGUUGUUGAUAUUGCGUGCUGAAUCUGAAAUCCAAGCAAUUUCCAGUGACAAUAUGCCAUGCAACCUUCAGACCCUACAUUCCUUGAAAGCUCAGAUGUGUUCCUUAUUUGGUGUUCCUAUUGGAAGAACCACACCUGCCACACCCGAAGUGAAGCCGGUUCAGCACACCAGGGAUGAGAUAUUCAAGCCCAGGAAGGUUGGGAAUCAAACAUUAGCUGAUGUGAAGUACAAUGGUGACUGGACGAAGCAGCCAAUCUCUGAUGGUGAGGUUGCAUGGCUUGCAAGGUUGCUUCUCAGUUUUUCAGAUUGGUUAAAUGAGACUCUUGGGUUGACCUUGGGAGAGACGAGGCACGCAUGCCUAUCUUGGUCCUACGUGGACCUUGCAGAUGAUGAAUUAGGCAAGGUGGAUGGGCUCAAGAAGGCUUUUAGGAUUGUCUUGUGCUCUGUUACCUAUUACCUUCUUGUGUUGGCUCUGAUGAUAGUAAAGUUAAUGAAGUUGGAUGGUCUGCAGGUGAACCUAAGGGUGUUAGCUUCAAAGAAGAUCGUGAUGGUUUUGCUUGUAUCUGCUCUGUUUGGUGCUUUGAAGAAGGUUUGA
Messenger RNA from Telopea speciosissima, 2367 nucleotides. RefSeq lists its product as uncharacterized. Gene Ontology annotation, molecular function: sphingomyelin phosphodiesterase D activity. The record is from RefSeq and is a predicted model, not a curated record. The transcript is spliced from 5 exons. Lineage: Eukaryota; Viridiplantae; Streptophyta; Magnoliopsida; Proteales; Proteaceae. Bases 1 to 2367 code for a protein of 788 amino acids.